Messenger RNA from Lacerta agilis (Sand lizard), 2408 nucleotides. RefSeq names its product aprataxin and PNKP like factor (gene APLF). Gene Ontology annotation, molecular function: 3'-5' exonuclease activity; DNA-(apurinic or apyrimidinic site) endonuclease activity; protein binding. Gene Ontology annotation, cellular component: site of double-strand break; nucleus. The record is from RefSeq and is a predicted model, not a curated record. Bases 52 to 1593 code for a protein of 513 amino acids. The transcript has 11 exons. Lineage: Eukaryota; Metazoa; Chordata; Lepidosauria; Squamata; Lacertidae. Gene Ontology annotation, biological process: double-strand break repair.
GUCCCCCUCCCUGUGAGAAGCCCUGUGGCGGGGAAGCCCUGCUGGACCUUCAUGCCAGGGUUUGAGUUGGCGCCGGCGGACGGGGGUUGCCCCCCCGUGGUGCUGCCGCCUGGGGAGACAGUGAUAGGAAGAGGUGCCCUGCUGCUGGGAAUUACAGAUAAAAGAGUAUCCAGGAAACAUGCUAUUCUGAAGGUAGUUGGUGACCAGCUUAGCAUCAAACCGGUCCAUGUAAACCCCUGUUUUUAUCAGCCGACUGAAAAUGACGAACUAUUGCCAAUGGAUACUGAUAGAUGGCAUCAGCUGAGUCCAGGUGACAGAUUUUCCCUGCUAGUAGACAAAUAUAUCUUCAGGGUUCUCUUCAUUUCUUCAGAGGAGGAAAGUCUGCUAAGGAAAAAUGGGAACCUCUGUGUAGAAGACAUACCAAAUCGAGCUACCUCGUCACUUCAGCAAACCAAGAUGCCUCGUGGACAGCCUUCAUCACAGCAAACAAUGUCCUCCAACAAGAGCCAACUUUUGGAAGUAAAUUCGCGAUUAGAAGCAGCAGCUGAAAUCCCACAGAAGUUUUCUGCUAGCAUUUCUGAAAAUGAAGAAGUAAGACUUCCUCAAAGGAAAAGAGUGCUUCCAGCAUGGAUGCUACAAGCAGACGUAAUAGUCCAAAGUUCAUCAGCCUCAGGUUCAGGAAAAGGAAAUUGUGGAGAAAUAAAACAAAGUCCAGGGAAAAAGCAAAAAAGGACUGAAAAUGAAGAUGCUGCCCUUGCUACACAGGAUAUAGAACAUCUAUCUGCUGAACCUAUUGUGAGAAAAAUGGAAAAGAAUGACAGCAAAAUGUUAGCCCAAAGAGCUGUAAGUCAUACAGGGCAAUGUAAUCGUCAACUUCAUAAUGAAGAGUUACAGCUCAACACAGAUGGACUCGCUUGCCAGCCUCCUGAAACAGAUACAACUAAUAAAAAUGAAAAGAGUUUGGAGGAUGUUAAAUGUAAUCCUGAGCAAUUUCAUCAGGACAUGUCACAAACUCCAGUUCACCAGGGUGAGACUCAAGAGCUUCUUCUCAAUCCGACUACCGAGACAGGCAUUUCUAACGUAACUGGAAGUCAAGAUGUACCACAAAACUCUAACAAAACCAGACACCAGAGGACAGCUUGCCUCUAUGGGAGAAGCUGCUAUAGGAAAAAUCCUAUACAUUUUCAGCAGUUCAGUCACCCCGGAGAUAGUGAUUAUCGUGAUACGGAAUCUGUAACUCAAGCUGACAAUGAUAACAGACCUGAAUGCCCUUAUGGAACUGCUUGCUACAGGAAAAAUCCACAGCACAAGCUGGAAUACAAACACACUGUACCACCAGAACCUGAGAGGAGGCAGACAAGACCGAAGGCUGUUAAAAAAGGAAGAAGUGUUUUGGAUGAGGAUAGUGAUAAUGAUGGUGAGCCCAAUGAAUACAACUUGAAUGACAGCUUUAUAGAUGAUGACGAAGAGGAAGAAGAGUGUGACCCUACUGAUGAAGACUCUGACUGGGAGCCAGAUUUUGAAGACAAGGAUAAUGAAGAUGUUGCCACACUUCUGAAAGAAGCACAGAAGAUUGUUAAAAGCAAUAAGUAGUUGUACAAAGUAGUGCACAAUUCAGUUGAAAUACACGAAACGUCCUGAAUUCAAUUUGAUUUAAAUGGUUCACUUUAACCCUUAAAUCAAGUUGGCAUAAAUGUUCUCUUGAUUCUGUCCCUUACAUUUAAGAAGACAAGAGGCAAUUUGGAAGACAGUCAUAAUAAUUUAUUGAUACCAAUUUAUAUCUCAAGAUAUUGAGACCAAAUAGAUUGUUUAAUGAAGAAAAAUAUAUUGUUCAGGUUGAGAGAGGUUACUCCAACCUGAUUAGUGUGAAUGGGGUGAAAGCAUUUAAAUCUGGCUCAGUCGUGCCAGUUGAGUGGUAAUUUCCCCUCUAAGAAUAGUGGUUUAGAUGAGCCUUUACCUCAAAAUCGUCUCAUAAAUUUUGCACUCAUGUAUACUUAAUGUAUGUAAAUCUUAAAUGCUGUUUCCUCACAGCUGGUAAUGUCUGAGAGAAGGUCAUGUAUCUUUAGUUGUAACACUUAACACUACUGAUUUUAAUGCCUGAUGUGCUGUGCCACAUAUGGCGUUGAGGCUUAAACUAGGAAGUUUUUAUUUACAUUACUAAAGUUCAUCUUCAUGUUAAAUGAAGGGAAUGUUAUGUUGCAUAUACAUAAUCAUCAUAUACGGUAGACAGUUUUAGAUGGACAAUUAAACCAAGUUGGAAUUUGGUUCAUUCGCUGCCAAACUGGUAACCAGGCUGUAAACAAUCACUGACUUUCAUAUUCCAGCUAAUACUACAAACGGCAUUUGUUUUCUAUCUGUAUUUCAGAAAAAUGUUUAUAAAUUUAUGAUGAAAGCAAUUAUGUCCCAAA